UACAACAUGUCUGGAAUCAAGGGAAUCGGCGAGAGCAAGCAGUACGACGGUAGGCAAGCCUUCCAGACCAAGACACACGACCAGCUGCGCAUCGGCAUCGUUCACGCUCGAUGGAACACCCAGAUCAUUGACGCUCUGCUUGAGGGCGCAAAGAAGAAGCUCGCCGAAGCAGGCGUCCCUGACAGCAACAUCGAGAUCCAGACAGUACCCGGCAGCUACGAACUUCCCUACGCAGUGCAACAGAUGUACGCAUGUUCGCAAGCUCAAGCAUCAUCGGCCAACUCGACAUUGCUGAGCUCUGCCACCGAUCUCCUUUCGUCGUCGACGACCGAUCUCUCGCUCAAGGACAAGGAGGGCAGCAGCAGUGCAGCAGCGACCAAGCCCUUCGAUGCCAUCAUCGCAAUCGGUGUUCUGAUCAAGGGCUCGACAAUGCACUUCGAGUACAUUUCGGAUGCUGUCAGCCAUGCCCUUAUGAAGCUCCAGCUGGACAUUGGCAUUCCCGUCGUCUUCGGUCUGCUCACCUUGUUGACUGAAGAGCAAGGCCUCGAACGCGCUGGCCUAGUUUCGGGCUCGAAAUACCACAACCAUGGCGAAGACUGGGGUGCAGCCGCCGUCGAGCUGGGAGUCAAGAGAAGAGGUUGGCAGGAAGAGAAGACAUUCAUCCAGUAA
Aureobasidium musti is the source of this 669-nucleotide messenger RNA. NCBI's taxonomy places the organism in Eukaryota, Fungi, Ascomycota, Dothideomycetes, Dothideales, Saccotheciaceae. The record is from the annotation of a GenBank genome assembly.